CAAAUAUUAUCUGCUCCCUUGUCCCAGCUCCAUCGUCUUCUCUAUUCUGCAAAACCCUUUCCGAGUCGAGGUUUCCGAAGAGAAACAAAUUCGCUGCUUCUCUCAGCCACCGUCACCGGUUGGGCAACACUCGAUUUUAGAUCUUCAUGUGACAUUUACAAGGAAGCUGAGAAUUUUAUUGAGGAUGAGCACUGUGCAGAUUAGUUCAUGCAAUCCUUGCAUCCGUCUCAGGAACAGCUCUCAAUCUCUUCGUCUCCCUUCUAAGCCAUAUAUUUUACCAAUUCAUGCUAAACAUGCUCUUCUUAGAAAUCCUUUGGUAGCAACGUGUAAUGCAUCAAUUCAGCAACGGUGCAUGACCGUAUUGAAGAACCAGCGAUGCAGGGCGGUAUCUACAUACCAACAAUCAUUCCCUGUCUGCUUAUUGGGUGGAAAAGGAAAAAAUGGAAGUGAUGACGAGGCUUCCCCAUGGAAAUCUCUGGAGAAAGCAAUGAGCAAUUUGAAGAAGGAAAGUUCAAUAGAGGAUGUAUUACGUCAGCAGAUAGAAAAGAAAGAAUUCUAUGAAGACAAAAACAGUGGUACACCUGGUGGUGGUGGUGGCGGCGGUGGCGGUGGCGGUGGUGCAGAUGGAUCUGGUGGGUCAGAAGAUGAAGGCUUUGCUGGAAUCAUUGAUGAAACCUUGCAAGUGAUUCUAGCAACCAUUGGAUUUAUAUUUCUGGUAAUAAUCCUGCAUUCCCUAGCAACUCAUAUAAGCUUGUUGUUUUGUCAGAGUCGAAUGCUUUUGUUGCAGUAUGUUUACAUCAUCACUGGUGAGGAGUGGGCUCGGCUAGCAAAGGACUACCUCAAGUUUCUCUUUUCAGGGUCUGAGAGUGUUCGUCUAAAACGUGCCAUGUACAAAUGGGGAAGGUUCUACCAGAAGCUGACUGAGAAGAAGGUGUAUGAUAAGUUCUGGUUGGAGAAGGCCAUAAUCAGCACCCCAACUUGGUGGGAUAGCCCUGCCAAGUAUCACUACGUAACUGAGAGCAUUAGAUCUCAUUUAGAAUCAAAUUCUGAUGAAUAGUCCCAGUCAAGUACUAUAAUUAUACCGACCUUCCCUCUACAUUUGAGCAUUUCCCAUCAACUUUUUGAGGGAUGGUACAAGUUAUCAGCUUAUAACGUACAUUUUAUUGUUACUUCUGACAUUUGAGAUCCUAAAAUUAUUUCGUUAAAGUUGUUUUCACUGCAGAUAA
Rosa chinensis is the source of this 1226-nucleotide messenger RNA. RefSeq lists its product as uncharacterized. The record is from RefSeq and is a predicted model, not a curated record. NCBI's taxonomy places the organism in Eukaryota, Viridiplantae, Streptophyta, Magnoliopsida, Rosales, Rosaceae. Gene Ontology annotation, cellular component: chloroplast. Bases 185 to 1057 code for a protein of 290 amino acids. The transcript has 4 exons.